GCGCGUGCGAGUUCCUGCAUAACGUGAUCCCUUAACUGAGCGAUAGCCACCGUCGCCGCCGUCAUCGCUUCAGCGCAAGUUUCAGCUGCUCUAACGCUGCGGUAUCCCUUCCUGCCAAAGUUAAAGGCCCUCGGAGAGAAUGGCGGCCAACACCAAGGACCUAGUCGCUGCGAUCAAAGUCGCCCUGCCCCUCAUCACCGAUGACCGCAUGCUAUUCCUGAUGCAAGAACUUGGAGCCAAGGGCGUGCGAUGCAAGGCGGAUAUGAAGAAAUUGAAGGCCGUCGACCUUGUCAAUGCACUGGGGACAAAUGACGCCAAGAGACUUGUUGCAUUUUUUAGGACUCCGGAACUCCCAGAUGAGAUCAUCACCGAUGGCGCAAGGUUUAUGGACACCAGGGAGCCUGCGGGAAGUGCAGAGAUAGAGGAGAUGUUCCAGAACGCAAGCGCACAGGUGGCGUCUGAAUACCGACAGCUGGCCGCCACUCUGGACAUGGAGCAGGCGAAGAGGCAGGAAGUUCACGAAGCCACUACGCAUGACAUCGCCUUAAGCGCGUCGCGCCAUGCCGAGGAGCAUCGAGACAAAAUGGAGCAGCUGCAAGCAGAGCGGGAGGCCGCAUUACGUGAACACGAGGAGAGGUUGCAACGCAUGCGCGAAGAAUGCAAGCUGCGCGCCCAGAAACGCGAGCAAGAGGAGGGUGAACACCUCGAAGACUUGGAACGGCUGCAGAGGGAGCGUCAACGGCCGUCCAUAGGACGGCGCAUUGUCACUGGAGCUGCGAAUUUCGUGUGGAACAAGGUUACUGGAAGCCCGACUGGAGGUUCAAGCAGUCCGUAGAAUUUAUCACAGGACUUCAACGACGCUCCUCGCUCAGCAAACUAGAUGGGCUGCACAGUGGCUCAACAGUGACGUCCUCUUCUGCGCUUCUCCAAUUAUUAUUCGUGUGAAGUUCUGCUUAGUUUCAGCACAUUGUUUUUACGUGGGUUGCGAAUCAUGGAAUAAAUAAAGAUCCCAUAAUCAAGAGGCUGAAAAGACACCUAACGACU
Dermacentor andersoni is the source of this 1044-nucleotide messenger RNA. RefSeq lists its product as uncharacterized. Lineage: Eukaryota; Metazoa; Arthropoda; Arachnida; Ixodida; Ixodidae. The record is from RefSeq and is a predicted model, not a curated record.